This is a messenger RNA of Mesorhabditis belari, 309 nucleotides long. The record is from the annotation of a GenBank genome assembly. Lineage: Eukaryota; Metazoa; Nematoda; Chromadorea; Rhabditida; Rhabditidae.
AUGAUUGACUCGCCGAUCAUCCCGAUAUUUCACUUCUUUAUCUACAUUGUAUCAGGGAUCUCCGCACUGCUCGGCUUUACAACGAUCUGUGUCAUCGCCAAACAAACACCCAAUACAAUGAGAGUCUACAGUAGAUUCUUGCUGCUAUACUUGGGUCUUGAACUGAUCUUCACAAUCUUUCAUGGACUGGGCAUGGCGGCGGUCACGAUUUUGCCAGUUAUCGGAUUUUUCACCACCGGUUUCCUCGGGUUUCUUGGAUUCACGGGGAGGUCGCAAUUGGUGAGUUUGACUCAUCGUUUGUUUGACGCU